Messenger RNA from Daucus carota subsp. sativus, 1626 nucleotides. RefSeq names its product pentatricopeptide repeat-containing protein At5g09450, mitochondrial. The record is from RefSeq and is a predicted model, not a curated record. The transcript is spliced from 3 exons. Gene Ontology annotation, molecular function: protein binding. Gene Ontology annotation, cellular component: mitochondrion. Bases 119 to 1315 code for a protein of 398 amino acids. Lineage: Eukaryota; Viridiplantae; Streptophyta; Magnoliopsida; Apiales; Apiaceae.
CUUCUGACAUUUGUUUUCCCAAAAUUUUUCCACCUCCUUUUCCACUUUUUUCUCAGCUUUUUAAUCAAGUCCAAACAACCCCUUAAUUCUCUUCACUCCAAAGACGCACAGAGCAAAAAUGGCAGCUCGCUCCAUCUUCACAACUUUCAGCAGAAAUUUGAGGAAGGAAAGAAAUUUACUUAGACCCUUUUCAUCAGAAGCUGCAAAACCCCAGAUCAUGUAUGAACAAGAGCCCUCAGCUGAUCAAGAAUCAGUUGAUGAUUUGAAAAGUAGGAUUUUUAGGGUGAGACUUCCCAAGCGUAGUGUUACUAAUGUGCUUCAAAAUUGGGUGAGUGAAGGGCGUGAGAUUGGCGUUUCUGAGCUUCGUAAAAUCACGAAGGAGCUAAGACAGUCACAGCGUUUUAAGCAUGCCCUUGAGUUAUCAGAGUGGAUGAUUGCUCACAACGAGUGUCAGAUGUCAGAUUCUGACUAUGCAGUCCGCAUUGAGUUGAUGACCAAAGUUUUCGGGGUUGAUGCUGCAGAGCGCUACUUUGAGAGUCUGCCUCCCAGAGCAAAGACUAGUGAAACCUACACAUCUCUACUCCAUUGCUAUGCUGUGUUAAAAUUAACUGAAAAGGCUGAGCAACUAUAUCGAAAAAUAAAGGAAUCAGACCUGUCUUUUACUGCCAUUACCUACAAUGAGUUAAUGACUUUGUACAUGUCGGUAGGGCAAGUUGAGAAGGUAUCCGCUGUUGUUGAGGACUUAAAAUGUCAAAAUGUCGCACCAGAUCUGUUUACUUACAACUUGUGGAUAAGUGCGAAUGCGGCAGCUCUUAAAGUUGAUGAAGUCAGAAGGAUACUUGAUGAAAUGAGUCAUGACCCUAGCUUUAACGAUGAUUGGGCAAGAUAUGUGAAGCUUGUAAAGAUUUAUCUAUCAUCAAGCAACCUUGUUAAUUCAGAGACAAACUCUGUGGUCGAAACUGAGAAAGGAAUUACUCAAAGAGAAUGGAUAACUUACGACUUUCUUAUUAUUCUUUACGGAGGUUUAGGAAACAAAGAUAAACUCGAUCAGAUUUGGAAGUCUUUGCGUAUGACCAAGCAAAAAAUGACCAGUAGAAACUUUCUCUGUAUACUUUCUUCAUAUCUGAUGCUUGGAAAUUUGAAAGAGGUAGAAGAAGUCAUUGAUCAGUGGAAGUCAUCUACAACAACAGAGUUUCAUGAUUCCACCUGUAGAAGUCUAUCAAAAGCUUUUGCUGAACUGGGAUUACAGGAUAAGGCAGCAGCUUUCAGUAUGAUUUUGACCGAGGAAUGUGAAAUAGUGGAUGAAUCACAGUAACGUGUAUGGGGCCAUUCUUGGUGUUAUAUGAUACAGAACAAGAUUCUAUGUUGAUGCAUUCUAAUGAAAUAUGCGGAUCACCAACAUGAAUAAACAGCAAAUGACGGUACGAGGUCAAUUUUUCUAUUAAUCUUUAUUUUUAUGACCUAGUUCUGAGAUUAAAUUGGUUAAAACAGCCUCUUUUUCCUUCAAUAGCUGUCAGUUUUGUUUCAAUUCAACAGUGCUGUUGUUGCUCUACGAAAUUGAUAAUGAUUUGCAAGAACGUGUACUAGCUUGAUAAUGAUUUUAUGAAGUUCAGUCGGAUUGCACUA